AUGGACAUGAAGUUUCUGCACGUUGACGAUAUUGGCGUUCAUCACUUGGGAUAUCGAAAUGAAAAAUUGGAAGGUGAUUCGUGGUAUCGUUAUCUUCACCCAGAUCAUUUGCGAGAAGUUUCAUAUAAACAUCGUUUAUUGUGUCAAGACAGAGAAGGUUCCACCAUUUGUCUUCUGCGACUCCAAACAAGCACUGGUGAAUGGCUGUGGCUGCACACCGUUCUCACCAUCAAAGGCAAUUUCUUGCAUCAGCCUCAAGAUGGCAGGCGUGUUCGACAUCUUAUCCAUGCUACAUAUCAGCUUGUUAGGUUGUCGCUAGCUAUUUUUAUUCAGAAAAAAAUUGUAAAGGAUUUGGAUUUAGUCCCACUGACACUAAUUAAAGCUCCUGGAGAUUCAAGCCUGAACAAAACAUCAUGUUUCUUCAAGAAUUUAUUCACUGAGCUAUGCUCCACUCGUCGACCAGUAAGGAAUAACCUCUCAAAAUUAUCCAAUAAAUUAUCAGAAUAA
This is a messenger RNA of Anisakis simplex (herring worm), 507 nucleotides long. Lineage: Eukaryota; Metazoa; Nematoda; Chromadorea; Rhabditida; Anisakidae. The record is from the annotation of a GenBank genome assembly.